AUGGAAAACGAGAAGGGCCAGAUCGUUGACCUUUACAUUCCCCGCAAGUGCUCUGCCACUGGACGCCUCAUCACCGCCAAGGACCACGCCUCCGUCCAAAUCAACGUUGGCGAUGUUGACGCUUCUGGCCGUCUCACAGGUACCUUCCAGACCUAUGCUCUGUCCGGAUUUGUGCGUUCCAUGGGAGAGUCCGACGACUCUGUCAACAGACUCGCUACUGCUGAUGGAUACCUUAAGGGUGUCUGGAGCUACCAGCAGUAA
Spizellomyces punctatus DAOM BR117 is the source of this 261-nucleotide messenger RNA. RefSeq names its product 40S ribosomal protein S21. Gene Ontology annotation, molecular function: structural constituent of ribosome. The coding region runs from base 1 to 261 and encodes 86 amino acids. The record is from RefSeq and is a predicted model, not a curated record. Gene Ontology annotation, cellular component: cytosolic small ribosomal subunit; ribosome. Lineage: Eukaryota; Fungi; Chytridiomycota; Chytridiomycetes; Spizellomycetales; Spizellomycetaceae. The transcript has 3 exons. Gene Ontology annotation, biological process: endonucleolytic cleavage in ITS1 to separate SSU-rRNA from 5.8S rRNA and LSU-rRNA from tricistronic rRNA transcript (SSU-rRNA, 5.8S rRNA, LSU-rRNA); endonucleolytic cleavage to generate mature 3'-end of SSU-rRNA from (SSU-rRNA, 5.8S rRNA, LSU-rRNA); translation.